This is a messenger RNA of Chaetomium strumarium, 1618 nucleotides long. RefSeq lists its product as uncharacterized. Bases 1 to 1443 code for a protein of 480 amino acids. Gene Ontology annotation, molecular function: FAD binding; oxidoreductase activity. The record is from RefSeq and is a predicted model, not a curated record. The transcript is spliced from 4 exons. NCBI's taxonomy places the organism in Eukaryota, Fungi, Ascomycota, Sordariomycetes, Sordariales, Chaetomiaceae.
AUGGGCAACACAUUCUCCACUCACACGGGAGAUAGCCUCCGAGAUUGCAUCGAAGCACUCAGCAACGGCAGGACUAGAUUCGCCGGAUUUCCGGAUAGCCCGGUGUACCAGGCAGCCUGGGUCAAGCCGUACAACCUCGAGAUCCAAGUCACGCCGGCGGCCGUGGUGCGUCCGCAGACGGCCGAGGACGUAGCGGGCGUCGUGCAGUGCGCUGCGGCCUACGGCGUCAAGGUGCAGGCCAGGUCGGGGGGUCAUUCAUACGGCAACCACGGACUCGGCGGCGUGGACGGGGCGGUGUCGAUCGACCUGGUCAACUUCCAGCAGUUCAGCGUGGACAACACGACGUGGCUGGCCACGGUCGGCGCGGGAACGCACCUCAAGGACGUGGCGCACAAGCUGCAUGAUGCGGGCGGGCGGGCCAUUGCCAUGGGCGUGUCUCCGGGCAUUGGCAUCGGCGGGCAUGCCACGAUUGGAGGACUCGGCCCCAGCUCGCGCAUGUGGGGGUCCUGCUUGGAUCAUGUUGUCGAGGUGGAGGUCGUGACGGCCGACGGGAGGAUUGAGCGGGCGAGCGACGAGAGGAAUCCGGAUCUUUUUUGGGCGCUGAAGGGCGCCGCUUCUGGGUUCGGCAUCAUCACCGAAUUCGUGUUCCGGACGAAUCCUGAGCCAGCCACCAUUGUCCAGUACGACUACACGAUCGCAAUCGGCAGUCAGGCCACGAUGGCGAGCUCCUACUCGGCGUGGCAGGACCUAGUGGCGGACCCGGCUCUCGACCGGCGGUUCGCGUCGCUGUACACGAUGAUGCCCCUGGGCGCCCUCAUCACCGGCACCUUCCACGGCACCGAGGCCGAGUUCCGGGCCACGGGCAUUCCCGCCAGGCUCUCCCAGGCGAUGGGAUCGCAGCCUUCCAUCACCAUCUCGGACUGGCUCGGGUCCCUGACCCACGUCGCCGAGAAGCAGGCGCUGGCCCUGUCCGACAUCCCCAUCCACUUCCGCUCCAAGAGCCUCGCCUUCCGGCGGGAGGACCUGCCGACGCCGGACAGGGUGCGUGCCUUGUUCGAGUGGGUGGACGACCAGCACAUGGGCGCCGACCUCUGGUUCGUCAUCUUCGACGCGUCGGGCGGCGCCGUGGCAGACGUGGCCAUGAAUGCCACGGCCUUUGCCCACCGGGACAAGGUGCUGUACUACCAGUCUUACAUGGCGGGCCUGUACCUCGACCAGAGGGCCAAGACCUUCGUCGACCAACUCCAUGUUCAGAUCCUGGGCGCUUCUCCGGCCGCAGAGGGGACAUACCCGGGAUACGUGGAUCCUGCGCUGUCCGAUGCGCAGCGGCACUAUUGGGGCACCAACCUGCCGCAGCUGCAGGCGCUGAAACAGAUAUGGGAUGCGGAGGAUGUGUUUCAUAACCCACAGAGCGUCCGCGCAGUCUGGAGUGGAGGGCAUUGACCGAACAUUGGCGGCUACUAGUAGUUACUACUAGACUUAUCAUAUCUUUAUCAGAUAGGUAGAUGGUCGGAUGUGUUAGACAAGCUAGAACCGUGGCCCGUCUACAGGUAGCAAGUACCUAGUAACCUCCCCUUUUAAAUCUUUCUAGCCCAAAGAUCUAUUACCAUUCCGCUCU